UUAUCGAUCGUUAUAUAUUCAUCAUAAAAUGGGGAACGGUUUCUCCAAUAUUGCAGCAUUCCAGUCCUUGCACAUCGUGAUGCUUGGCUUGGAUUCAGCUGGGAAAACAACAGUACUGUAUCGGUUGAAGUUUAAUGAAUUUGUCAACACCGUUCCAACCAUCGGCUUCAACACGGAGAAGAUCAAACUCAGCAAUGGCACGGCCAAAGGAAUCAGUUGUCACUUUUGGGACGUCGGCGGGCAGGAGAAGUUAAGACCACUUUGGAAAUCCUACAGCCGCUGCACAGAUGGUAUUAUUUAUGUGGUGGACUCGGUGGAUGUUGACCGGCUUGAGGAAGCCAAAACAGAACUGCAUAAAGUCACCAAAUUCGCGGAGAACCAAGGAACUCCUUUGUUGGUGAUCGCCAACAAGCAGGAUCUCCCCAAAUCCUUGACGGUCUCCGAGAUCGAGAAGCACCUGGCUCUCCACGAACUGAGUCCCUCCACCACGUACCACGUCCAGCCGGCCUGCGCCAUCAUUGGUGAGGGUCUCCAUGAAGGAAUGGACAAACUGUACGAGAUGAUCGUCAAACGAAGGAAAUCUCUCAAGCAGAAGAAGAAACGAUAAGACGGUUGGACAAUUGCAGAGACAUUGAAAGGGAUCGUUCACUUACAAACAACAAUUCUGUCCUCAUUUACUUACUUACCCUCAUGUUGUAUGAAGACUUUAUGGGAAUAGAUGGGUUUUGGACAUACAAUAAAAGUCAGUGGCGUCCAAAAUUAACAUUUGGACCCUAUUGACUUUUAUAGUAUGGACUAAAAAUGUAUGUAUGGACUUUAUUUUGUGUGCAUUUGUAUUCUGCCGAAGAGCGUAUGUUUGUUGCGCAUGAUGUGAGACUGAUUGAGGAUGACAUAAGUGUUGUUUUUUUGGAGAGGUGAAGUCAGUGUUGCCCUUAAAGAUAGGAUGAGUUUUGCAAUUGCUAACUUGUUAAGACAUUUGAAAAGAUUGUUCACCAAAAAAUUACAAUUUUGUCUUUAUUUACUUACCCUUGCCCUCUUUAAAAGCUUUCUUUUUCUUUUUCGGGUUUGUUCAUUUUUAUGAACAAUAUAAACAUUUGGACCCUAUUGACUUUUAUUGUUCAAACACAAAAGUCAAAGACACUGUGGUUUACAUGUUUAGAAUGACAUGCGGCUGAUUUUAAAGAUGAUAGUGUUAUUUAUGGUUGAACUAAAUGUUGCCAUACUGCAAAAAAAAAAAAAAAAAA
Molecule: messenger RNA, 1244 nt
Organism: Danio rerio (zebrafish)
Lineage: Eukaryota; Metazoa; Chordata; Actinopteri; Cypriniformes; Danionidae
Gene: arl4ca
Product: ARF like GTPase 4Ca
Cellular component (GO): plasma membrane; cytoplasm
Molecular function (GO): GTP binding; GTPase activity
Source: RefSeq, marked provisional